Nicotiana tabacum (common tobacco) is the source of this 2209-nucleotide messenger RNA. RefSeq names its product vacuolar iron transporter homolog 4-like. The record is from RefSeq and is a predicted model, not a curated record. Gene Ontology annotation, biological process: intracellular manganese ion homeostasis. Gene Ontology annotation, molecular function: manganese ion transmembrane transporter activity. Lineage: Eukaryota; Viridiplantae; Streptophyta; Magnoliopsida; Solanales; Solanaceae.
UCUAAUAAAUAGAAUUUUGAAAAAAAUGUAUAGUGCUUGCUCUCAAACUAAUUGGUUCUUGGAAGGGAUGGAAGUGAGCAGUAUGAGAUGUGACGUCAAAUCUUGUAAUGGCAGUUCUGUGAUUAGAAUGGAAAAAGUUAAGUUAACGAGCAGGACUAAGUUCUCCAUGUUAGUUCCUCUUUUCUCUCUGUUUCAAGUGUUGUUUAUUCCAGAUAAAAUGUACAAAGUAAUUUCUUACAAUAAGCUUCUUCCAUUUCUCCUGAAGUAGUCAAUGUCUGAAUGAACUGCUUUUGAUGAUGGAUAUGAUAUAUGGGGUUAAAAAUAAACACCGGAGCAAUGAAGCGUAAGUUUUAUGAUAGGGACUAGUUCAACUGAAAAGAUGUCAUUUAUAGAAGUCUGAGUUCUUUUGUUUGAAGAGAAUAGGAUGAUUGCACUGUAACCAUUAGUCUACACCAUUAGUCUAUCAAAAACAUUUUCUUGAGGUGCAUCUUUUCCAAAUAACAGUUCGCAAAUGUUGGUGCUUAAGUAUGUGGAGAAUAUGCAUAGUAAAUUGCCAUCAGAUCAGAAUUUAGUUUGCAUGAGGCAGCCAUUUAAGCGGCUCCUUUGCUGCAUGCCUUAAUUGCAGGGGCAGGGAUCGAAGGGGGCUCUGAAUUUCCUUCUUUCCCCACAGACUAAGCUACUAUACUGUGCCCCAGGUUAGGAUGCCAUACUGUGAAAAGAAUCCAUCUACAUCACUAUACAUUGCUUUUCUCUACAUAUUGAGCAAAGAGGCUAAUCGGAUAGAAUGAAUUCUUAUAAUUUGGUUUGGAUAAUGUGCCAUCUAGAACAAGACAAAGUGAUGCUCUGGUUGCCUCUAAUUGGAGCAACAAACAAUAGAAACUUACUUUAUAUUUGCAGUUGGUUGUUGUCUGUAUAGUUUGAUGUCACCUUCUUGGCGUAAGUAAAUCAUUCAGAAGAACACCUACCUAUGGGCUUAUGUUGGUUCUUCUGGGUUUUAACGUAUCAGCUUUGUUUUUUCCACGGUUCCACCUAAGUAACUAUGUUUCUUGGAUCUCAAUAUUCAUCCUUUAUGAACUGGGCUCCUACAUAUUGCUUCCACACGUUACGAGUGUGCGUACAGCUCAAAGCCACACUCCACAUUCAUUAAAUCAUGGAUUCUCCUCAGUUAAUUGAGAGUACUUGUGCCAAGAAAAAGGCUCAUGCAGCUUCACAGGAAGAGAAAACUUCAAAGAAACUAGAGCGAGCUCAGUGGCUUCGAGCAGCAAUCUUAGGAGCAAACGAUGGAUUGCUUUCCACUACGUCCUUGAUGCUCGGUGUUGGUGCAGCUAAAGAUCAAGAUCAACUGUCUAUGGUACUUUCUGGAGUUGCUGGAGCUUUUGCAGGUGCCUGUAGCAUGGCUGUCGGAGAGUUUGUCUCUGUCUCAACUCAACGAGACAUUGCAAAGUCCAUUGCUGACAACUGUAGGUCAGAGAACGAGCUAAAAGGAGAAGAUGGUGGAUACAAAACAAAGAUUCAGAUAGCUUGCAGCAGUCCAACUAUUGCAGAAACCAAGCAAGGAGACGCCACCAACAUGUCCUUUCGCAAUAUACUAGCGACUUCAACACAAGGUGGAAAGCUGCUAUAUGAAUCACCUGUGCAAAUACAGCACCAUAUUGCUUUGACACCUGCAAGAUCUCCUAUGAUAAAAGUUAUGGAAAAUGAUGCAAAACGAACGAUAAUGCAGGAGUCAAAACAGCUGGAAAAUGACAGAAAAUUAGAGCCAUUGCCUAAUCCGUUGAAGGCUGCAGCAUCAUCAUCACUGGCUUUUCUGUUUGGAGCCUUUGUUCCUAUGGUUCCAGCUCUAGUGGUGAGUGAAAACAGGAUCAGGAUUGGUGUGAUAGUGAUUGUAGCAUCUUUGGCUUUGUAUUUAUUUGGUGGAAUUGGGGCUUAUCUUGGUGGCUCAUCAGUAAAGAUAUCUGCUGUGAGAGCUUUAUUUGGAGGGUGGAUUUCAAUGGCUAUCACAUAUGCUUUACUCAUGCCCUUUGACAAAGAUACAAAGAAUGAUAAUGAUGAUUAAUAAAUCAAAUAGCACGUUAAUAUCGUCAAUAUUACAACCUAGACUUUGUGAUUAAUAUAUAUAUAGAGAGAGACAAUUUUUUUUUUUGGCAUAUGUAGUUGCUACUCAAAUUGAAAACAACGAGUUCAGUUGAACCCACCAAAACCUCCCUAA